Molecule: messenger RNA, 4935 nt
Organism: Exophiala mesophila
Lineage: Eukaryota; Fungi; Ascomycota; Eurotiomycetes; Chaetothyriales; Herpotrichiellaceae
Exons: 1
Coding region: 170-1753 (527 amino acids)
Biological process (GO): protein folding in endoplasmic reticulum
Cellular component (GO): endoplasmic reticulum
Molecular function (GO): misfolded protein binding; protein-folding chaperone binding
Source: RefSeq, a predicted model, not a curated record
CAUUCAUUCAUUCAUUCAUUACCUUCCACGCCUUCUUCCUCUUUUCUGUACCAUCCUGCACCCUCUUUCGAUUCGUCUUCUACACUCGCUCUGUUGUCCCUCUUCCUCAUCUCGCAUUUUAGGCGUUGUCUUUGUUCAUUCAUUAAACAACCUGACACGGCAUGCAACCAUGAUCUCCGCCACAGUGCGCUACUGUACCCUACUGCUCUCUCUACUGAGCCUCUCUCUGAUCCCUCUAUGCAGCGCCGAUUCAUUGAAGAUCGAGCCUGACACCCCUCUUAACCUAAUCAAGGCGGCUGCAAAGGAUGCUCUUGCUCGCCAUGCCAACGCCGAAGCCCUGACAUAUUUCGACGCCGCAGUCUCUCGAGAUCCCUCCGAUUCUUCCUCUUUCUACCAACGAGGCAUCACCUACUUGUCUCUUGGUCGCAGCCUUCAGGCCGCUGCCGACUUCAACAAGGUCUUGUCACUCAAACCUGAUUUUGAGCCGGCUUUAACACAACGCGCCAAAUUGAGAGCGCGCAAUGGCGAAUGGGCCUCGGCAAGAGAAGACUUUCUCGCUGUAGGUGCCAAAGCAGAGGAAGAUCUGGCCCGGCUCAACGAGGCAGAAGGUGCUUACUACAUUGCAAUGGAGGCAGAGAAGCAUGGUGAUUUCGAAGCGUGUAUCAACCAAGCUGGAAUUGCAAUCAUGACCGCCGGCGCGGCCCUGUCUCUUCGUCAGCUGCGCGCCAGGUGUCGUUUCGAACGCGGGGAGAUCCAAGAAGGUGUCAGUGACCUUGCUCAUGUUCUUCAAAUCCACCCCGGCUCCAUCGAACCUCACAUCCAGAUAUCAGCCAUGUUGUUCUACGGCCUCGGUGAUACAGAUCGCGGUUUGGCUCAGAUUAAAAAAUGCCUCCACUCCGACCCGGACUCCAAGCCCUGCAAGUCUCUCUUCCGAGAGGAAAAGAUCGUCGCCAAGCAGGUGGACAAGCUCAAUGCCCACAUCUCAAAAGCUCAAUAUAGUGCUGCCAGCAAACUCCUGGUAGGCGCCGCAACGGAAGAUGAGCCAGGGCUUCUUUCCGACGUCAAGACCAACGUCGGAUCCCUCCUCGAAUCUGGAGCUAUACACCCUCGAGCGCCGUCAGGGCUCUACCUCGACCUGGUCGAGAAAGCAUGCCAAUGCUAUUCCUCGAUGAAGUCAUCGUCCAAGGCCCAAAAAUAUUGCUCGGAAGCUCUCACUCUCAACCCCGACUCCCUCUACGGCCUGCUUCAUAAAGCCCAAACACAUAGCGAUGCAGAAAAUUUUGAGGCCGCCAUCCAGACCCUGACAGCCGCACGAGACAAGCAUCCCGACCAGCAAGGUGUGAUCGAAGAAAAGCUAAACCAGGCUCAAAUUGCGUUGAAACGUUCCAAGACGAAGGACUAUUACAAAGUUCUCGGCGUGCCGCGCGACGCAGACGAGCGGACAAUCAAGAAGGCUUAUCGUGAUGCCGUGAAAGCUCAUCAUCCUGAUAAAUCAAGGGCAAAAGGCAUUCCUAAGGAAGAUGCCGAGAAAAAGAUGGCAUCCAUCAACGAGGCCUAUGAAGUUCUGAGUGACCCCGAGCUCAAAGCACGAUUCGAUCAAGGUGAAGACCCCAACGAUCCCAUGUCUCAGCAAGGCGGCAACCAUUUCCAAGGUAGUAACUUUGGAGGUGGCCAACAAUUUGUGUUUCAACAAGGUGGAGGACGAGCUUUCAAGUUCUCGGGAGGCUUUGCAGGUUUUCCCGGAUUUGGAUAGGAAUGCCUCAAGAGCAGAAGACUCAGUACCAUUCUUGGACAUCUUGGAAGAAGUAGGCGUUCCACAGAUCCAACUUAUUACCUUGAAUGCCUUCGAGUUUGGUGUGAUGUUUUCAGGCGAAAUACCCUAUCAGUGGUCUUAUGAGAUGACAAAGUACUGCCAAUUCCGAGGGGACCAUGUCGUCAUAGGAUCGACCGACUCAGUCCAUUGAGAGAAGGUCAUGAGGAUACCUCUGUCCUGGCCUCGAAACUUGACAGAUACCAAGUCCACACGGAGACUUUGUUCAAGACGCGACCUUCCUCGCGCAGGCAGCGGUUCGAGACCUUUCCUCCUCCUUGCCAGUCCUGUCAAUUGACUAUCACUGGUAUCAGCUACGAGAAAAUCUGCACCAUGCUCCGCCCCAUGGGCCCCUUUGUCAAAAUCCUUGACGACGAGACUUGCACCAGAGGACAGCUGUGCCCAGUUGACAUGUUCAACACAUCUGAGCACACAACCAGCGCGGUUUGAAUGCUGCGAGGAUCUUCACUUACCUGGUCACCUGCUUUAGUGGUUGAAUCAUCAAAGAUGUGAAGUUUUGCUUAGAACUGCCGCCGCGGCGUAUCCAGAUCGAAAGGUGUCGGGCUUUACGUUGGCAAUCGCCAGUUGCCAUGGAUAGAGUAGAUGAUACACGUAUGAUUAAUGAGACCGUCCACCGACUGGACUGAUCUGUUUUCCAUACCCGUUCUUCCAUCGAUUUCCUAGAACCUUUCUCUGUCGUUGCUCCCCAGUCUUGCAGCCUACAGUUUUCUGUUGACGCGAGAACUUGAGUUGCAAAUACUUGUGCUUCGCAUCUUCGCAUCUUCGCAUCUGACUGCCACGAUCUUCAAGCUCGAUCCCGUCGUUCUCGUUGCGGUUUUACACUGCAAGUGCUCCCAGCACCAUCAUGAAAUUAUUUGUACUGGUAGAUGCCACACAGGACAUGUCUGAUUAAAAGUCACGACAACCUUGGGCGAGACGGUGCCUUCGGAACUCGACUCUCGGUGCCGACUGGCUAGCCCUUGCGAAAACGAGUGUACCCCUCAAUUCAUCUUGCUUCACCGGGUCUCGUUCCUAUGCAGCUUGAGUCUCACAAUCUCUCCAUCCAUUUGCAACACACCUCAACCUCAAGUUAGCACCACUGGAUCCCCGGCAUUACUAGCAAGCCAUAGCCUUCGUUGAAAACCACCCUUACACAGCAAUAAUCAAGCACUGUGUGCCAUAAAUGCUUCAUCCGCCCAUUCAUGUAACAGUUGUGGACAGUGAUACCGCCACCUCGAAAUGGCCUCGACCACUUACUUGAUGGGCGUUAAGGUGACGCGAACCCCUGGCUGGAACGUGCAAGUCCCGCCUCACACGUAUUGUUAUACCAGGACAGAUCGAGGCUGUCCAAGUACAAUGUCUUUCUCUGACCCUGGACAUUGGCGUAGAAGCUCAAUGUGGCCAAGCGAUAAAAUUGGUAGUCGAAGUUGAUGGGCCUCAAUUGACACGACGCGAAAUCCGGACAUGGCGGGAGUCUGAAGUGCUGGGUCACGGCCAAUCGCUGGUUUGCGGUGUCCUGGUCCCAUUUCCAGCCUUCUGCGACAAAGUCACAGGUAGUGCUUGCAUUUUGUGCAAUGUUGUCGCAGCCAACCCAUGCAGUCCGGGCAUUGAACCAGUACGCCGAAUUCGACUCUCGAACAGCAGCACCGAAAGCAUUCGGAGGAACAUACUGACCCCUAGGAAGUCCAAAGGUUGAAGAAAUCCGACUUUCGUUGUACUGAGCGAGGCGGGACCCGGAAUGUGCUGGGAAUGGUUCCCUAGGGGGUGGAACAACCGACCAUCCGUUACCCCACUGGAAGUGAUGAUACCAUCCCACAUUAUUGAUUGGAGGUAAAUCUGUGGUGUCAUUGUUGAAGGUAGAGAAGACAGCAAGAUCAUCGAACUAGAUACUGGGUUAGAUCUGUUGGUCCCAACAAGUCCUUGUUCCUACCUCGAUUCGGAAUGUGCCAACUUCGCCACAAUUAGCAGUUGGGCUGGGGUAUACAUGGCUAGUUGGUAAAGAUCCCGGGGGAGUGGUUGUAGCAUCAGGGACGGAAGGUGGAGUGACUAUAAUCUGUCAGGAAGUUCCAAAUAUACAGAGAAGAUUUGACCUACUUGUGGUUUCCCAAGAGGUGAAAGUCAAGACUGAUUGUCCAUCCCAGUUGUUGCACCAAUGAGCAACAUGGCCACUGAUCGUGGCAGAAAUCCAGAUACAGGUCUGUCUCUUGGCAAUAUCACCAUUCUCAACUGGACGUGCUGGGAUAUUGUAGCCAUAUUCUGAUUCUUGGAAGUAUCCACCGGGAAUGGUACUACUCUCGGUAAUGGUUGAGAUCGCAGGCUGAGUGACAGUGACAACCUGGAUGCUGGUCGCUGUCACUGUGGUGAUGAAGGGUCCGCUAGAGCUGAUGGUGCCAUUUUGUGCAUCAACAGGAUCCAACGUUGUAGUAUGGGUGCAUGUCAGAUUCCACCCCUCUGUAUGGCUUGUAAAGGGGACAUGGCUAGUGACAUUCGCCGGUUGAUGGGGAUCCUGAUAGGUGGAGGAAGCCGUGACCGCAGGAAGGGGCGAAAGAGUAAUGGUAGUGAUGUGGAUCUCACUAGUAGAGUCAUUCAUAAGGCCCCUGGCGACUGUGCUGAGAGGAGGAGGAGGGCCGACCGUCACAGUGGUUAUACCAGCAACAAUGGUAGCACGAGUGAUAUGAGAUGGAUCAUCACUUUUGGGUCGGUAGAAGACAGAUGUACCAUCAUUGGGGAGUUCUGUAGCCUCAAAGCCAGAAACACGGACAGAAUGGGUGAAGACAGGGUUCGCGGUGUUUGGAAUGUUUCCGGUAGGGGCCAAUUCACUCGACUGUCUAACCUGGAGAGUGUCGAUGGAUGCCAUGGAUGCAGCAACAGAGGAGGGGUCUUGCUGAAGGAUGGUCACAGUGCCAGGUGUAUCGGUGACAGUGACAGUGAUGGUGCUGUAGAUGGUAAAGGCUUCACAUGUUGUCUCAGGCCUGAUUCAGUGUCAGUCUCCUUGGAAUAAUUCCGCAGUCGAAUGUGUUUUGAGGUGUAGGGAAUGGGUUCAGGGAGACUUACGGCGGGACGCCUUGUCUUCUGAAGGGUAAAAUUCCAGCCUGAGCCAAGCUGAAGAUUGCCCCAAGCAGGAG